AUGAAAAAAGCUGAAAAAGGAAACAAAGACAACCAUUACUUGACGUCAAUAGAAAAUUUAAACAAAGAAAAAGAGAUAAAUACAAAUGACAUUAGAAAGAAACAAAAGAAAUUUAAUAAACGUAAAGACCGAAGUUUUUUGAAAAGAUCCGGGAAACGAUAUAUUACAAUGAAAGGAAAGGUAGUAAACGCUAGAUCUCUAAAAGAAAAUCCAUGUAAGCCUAAUGGUAAAUGUCCUAAUGAAUGUUAUAGUAUAUCAGAAGAGAGAAGAAAAACUAUUUUUGAUCACUAUUGGAGUUUGAGUGUUGAAAGACAACGUGAUUGGAUAGUAAGCCAUAUUAAGAAAGAAACAGUAAAGCGAAAGCGCACCAAAGAUAUAGAAAGACGAAGGCAAUUUACAUACAGAUAUUGCAUUAACGAUGGAGAGGGCCAAAGACCCGUGUGCAUGAAUUUCUUCAUGAAUACAUUAGAUGUUCGACAAAGGAAUGUUCAUCUACUAGUUAGUAACUCGGAAUAUGGAAGCUCUAAAAGUGACAAAAGACCAGCGGAGUACCAGCAAAUAAAACUCCUCCGUCUUCUCCAAUGCAACAACGGGACAAUCCUGAAGCCGAUCUUGAAGCCGAGCCAGGAGCGCGAGGUGGCGUUCUACAGUCGGCUGCAGAGCGCGCGGCACCCGGAGCUGGCGGAGCUGCGCUCGUUCGUGCCGCGCUACUUCGGCCGCACCACGUACGCGUACAACCACCACCAGCUCGACUACAUCGUGCUCGAGGACCUCACGCAGGGGAUGCUCGAGCAGUGCGUCAUGGACGUCAAGAUUGGUAAGCGAACCUGGGAUCCUCUAGCCACAGAAGAGAAAAUAAAGAGCGAACAGACCAAAUAUGCGCUCUGCAAACAGGAGUUCGGGUUCUGUAUACCCGGGUACCAGGUGUACGAGCUGGCCACCGGCCGCCUGCUCAAGUACGGCAAGGAGCACGGCAAGAAGUUACACGGCCACAUGGUCAAGGACGCGAUCAGGAAGUACUUGAACAGCUUCGGGUCGUCGCUGUGCCGCGCGCUGCUGCUGCAGCUGCUGGCGGGGCUGUGGCGCAUACAGAAGUGGGCGCGCGCGCAAACCAGUGUACGCCUCUACUGCACCUCGCUGCUGCUGCUCUACGACGCGGCCAAGCUGCGGGACUGCUGCGCGCACGCACACCUGACGCAGUACGUUACACUACCCCUUAUAUUACUACUGCACCUCGCUGCUGCUGCUCUACGACGCGGCCAAGCUGCGGGACUGCUGCGCGCACGCACACCUGACGCAGUACGUUACACUACCCCUUAUAUUACUACUGCACCUCGCUGCUGCUGCUCUACGACGCGGCCAAGCUGCGGGACUGCUGCGCGCACGCACACCUGA
Messenger RNA from Diatraea saccharalis (sugarcane borer), 1395 nucleotides. The record is from the annotation of a GenBank genome assembly. NCBI's taxonomy places the organism in Eukaryota, Metazoa, Arthropoda, Insecta, Lepidoptera, Crambidae.